Molecule: messenger RNA, 252 nt
Organism: Protopolystoma xenopodis
Lineage: Eukaryota; Metazoa; Platyhelminthes; Monogenea; Polystomatidea; Polystomatidae
Source: the annotation of a GenBank genome assembly
AUGGGCGCCUGCUCUGAUGAUGUCUUUCAGAGUACAGACGAAAGCCUGGCAGAGCUUCAUCAGGAUCGCAAGACGGUGAGCAAAGGACUUCUUCGUACAAUUCAGCAGUCUUCCCUACGCGGCAAUUCUCCUUCGGUUUCCGUUUAUGCUGUAAACUACGGAGAACUCCGUUUUGUUGACUUCCUCAUGUUGCUCAGGCAAGCUGGUGAAGAGGGCUGUUCUUUUCUUCAAGAAUAUACGAAUAACGAUUAG